Molecule: messenger RNA, 2792 nt
Organism: Conger conger (European conger)
Lineage: Eukaryota; Metazoa; Chordata; Actinopteri; Anguilliformes; Congridae
Product: cytotoxic granule associated RNA binding protein TIA1-like
Exons: 12
Coding region: 216-1382 (388 amino acids)
Cellular component (GO): cytosol
Molecular function (GO): mRNA binding
Source: RefSeq, a predicted model, not a curated record
CCGCCAUCUUGUGUCGCCUUUCUAUUGUUCAGAAUUGGGUCUGGUUGCUGGUACAGGUGGCGCCGGUUUACAUUUACAAGCAUUCACGGCUUAUUCACAGAAACCACCGUGGACGACAAGGAAACGCCGCGUAAGGAACUUUAACCGAGAUCAUUACACAGUAGGACACCUACGGAUUUCUUUCUUGGUGUUUGAUCUCGCGCACUAUCGCCAACAUGAUGAUGAUGGACGACGAACAGCCUAAGACACUGUACGUGGGGAAUCUCUCCCGGGACGUGACAGAGGCUCUCAUUCUGCAGCUCUUCAGCCAGAUCGGCCCAUGCAAGAGCUGUAAAAUGAUCGUAGAUACGGCAGGUAACGAUCCGUACUGCUUUGUGGAGUUCUACGAGCACAGACAUGCCGCGGCCGCGCUGGCCGCGAUGAACGGGCGUAAGAUAAUGGGUAAGGAAGUUAAGGUCAACUGGGCCACAACUCCAAGCAGCCAGAAGAAGGACACUAGCAAUCACUUCCAUGUGUUUGUGGGAGACCUGAGCCCUGAAAUCACCACAGAUGACAUUAAGGCCGCUUUCGCGCCCUUUGGGAGGAUAUCCGACGCUCGUGUUGUGAAAGACAUGGCCACCGGCAAGUCCAAAGGCUACGGCUUUGUCUCCUUCUUCAAUAAGUGGGAUGCGGAGAACGCCAUUCAGCAGAUGGGGGGGCAGUGGCUGGGCGGACGGCAGAUCAGGACCAACUGGGCCACGAGAAAGCCCCCCGCCCCCAAGACCGCGUACGAGAGUAACACCAAGCACCUGUCCUUCGACGAGGUGGUGAACCAGUCCAGCCCCAGCAACUGCACCGUGUACUGCGGGGGGGUGACCACAGGCCUCACUGAACAACUGAUGAGACAGACCUUCUCUCCCUUCGGACAAAUCAUGGAAAUCCGAGUCUUCCCGGAUAAGGGAUAUUCCUUCGUCAGGUUUAACUCCCACGAGGGGGCAGCCCACGCCAUCGUGUCGGUGAACGGCACGUCGAUAGAGGGCCACGUGGUGAAGUGCUACUGGGGCAAGGAGACGCCCGACAUGAUGAACCCCAUGCAGCAGGUGCAGAUGCCCCAGCAGAACAAGGUUGGCUUUGCGGCCCAGCCGUACGGCCAGUGGGGACAGUGGUACGGCAACGCGCAGCAGAUUGGCCAGUACGUGCCCAAUGGCUGGCAGGUGCCCACGUACAGUGUUUACGGGCAAGCCUGGAACCAGCAGGGCUUCAAUCCCGUGCAGGCCAGUGCAGGCUGGACAGGGCUGAGCGCCGUGUCUAACGGCGGGCCAGUGGAGCCCUCUCAGGCAGGGAACGGCAGUGUGCUCGCUAACCAGUCCGGCCUGGGAGCCGCGGGAUACCCUCCACACUGAUAGGCCCCUGCGUCCCUACAGGGGAGUGUACAUACCUUUCCCCCGGGAACAGACCUCGUGAGGCCCUCUUGAGUGGGCGGGGAGGGGAGGGGAGGGUUUGAGUUUUGAGCCCUUCAUUUUUUUUAUUUUUUUUUAUUUUUAUUUUUAUCCCUCUCUCCCCAAAUGUGCUAAUGGGGCUGGAAAAAUCACUUCCCUGUACCCCUCCGCCCCCUCCCCCUCCCAAUUCUGUUUCCUUAGAGACCCGAAGUGGUUGGGUCUCAGACUACGCCAUUUUAAAUUGACUAUAAAUACAUUUUGGGGGUUGCUUUGUUUUUCGAUGUUGGUUUGCUUACAGUGAUAAACUACUGCAGAUUCGUGAGAAGGAUUUUUUUUUUUUUUUUUUUUUUUUUUUUUUUUGAAAUGUCACGGAAUUCAUUGUAUUUUUAGUACGUUUGUGAUUCGGAGAGGGAAUACCAUGAAUUAUGUGAAAUGUUUCAGACCUUUCUGUACAAAUUUGGACUGAGUGAGAGUCGGCUGUGUUAUUUCCUUUUCAGUUAGUUUCUCUAAAAGUGAAAUGAUCGCAGGGAAUACUGCCCUUUUCUUUUCCUUCAGAGGCAGGAGAAUAUUGCACAAAACUAUUUUCUCACAUUUGAUUUUCAUACACUUUUUUUUUUGUUUUUUUUGCAUUCCACAUUUUGCAUUUCCCUAAUUUUUUUUCCUUUUUUUUUUUUUGGAGGGCGAUAAGUAUGCUGUUUGAUAUGUAAAUAACCAAAACAUUAAGUCUGUUGAAAUGUUUUGAAACUGUAUAAAAGAAGAAAAACAAACAAACAAACAAACAAACACGCAAAUGUUCACUAUGGAAGCUUGCUUGCUUUCUUUUUUGUUUUUGUUUUGGUCAUUUAAAUAAAAGGAGAAUAACUGAAACCGUUGUCAACUAGCGACGCUGUUAAAUACUGGGCCAUGCAGAGUUCGGGACAGAGCAAAAUUUUUGAUUCUUCCGGGGGGGAAAAAUAAAAAAAGGUUGCAUUGCUAUGCAGUGCUAAAUAUUUAGACUGAAAUAUAAUUUAGACUUUUAGAGGCAAUUCUGUGUAUAAAGGCAAAAUACUGACUUUUUUUGGUGUUUUUUAUGAAGUAGUAGUUGGUAGUAUUUUUCUAAAAUGGCCGACGGAUCAGGAUUUUGCACUGUUGUCCCAGAGCGGUGUUUUAAACAGCAGUCAUGGACGGGGCCCCAGUACGUUGCUUCAUUUUGAGUUUUGUUUCAUUUUAACCAACCAACCAGCCAUCACUGAACGUAGGCGGUGCCUAAGGACGUUCUGAGAAACGGCGGUGUUACCUUUGGGGUUUUUGAUAAUGUUUAUGCUAUAAUAACCCACGUGUUCCUGCUUUGUCUCAUUAAAAUGCUGAUGCAUACAAACACACUGCCUGUGCGAA